Messenger RNA from Symbiodinium natans, 708 nucleotides. NCBI's taxonomy places the organism in Eukaryota, Dinophyceae, Suessiales, Symbiodiniaceae. The record is from the annotation of a GenBank genome assembly.
AUGACCACCCACUGGAGCCAGGACCAGCAAAGGUACCUUCCCUGUUGGGAGCGCGCUGUCCAGCUUCCCAUCCUCAAACACGCCGACCUCAUCCUGUACACCUCCGUAAAUCUGAGCAAUGAGGCGCUUGGACGCUUAAAGUUCCGAAAGGCCACGCUGAAGCACUUUCAGAAUCGAGGUUAUCAGGCUGGUGCCAUCCAGGCCAUGCAGGACGCGUUCGGGCCGCAGGGGCGUCGCGAGAAGUGGUUUGAGGGCUACGACUGGGUCAUACGCCUCAAUUUGGAUGUGUUGAUCAUGCACGACACUUGGCUGCGGCAGACAAUGGCAGACACAUCCAUUGAUGGCAUAUUCCAACACUGCGACCCGCUCCCACGACUUCGCCGUGUCCAUACUGACUUCUUUGCCAUCCGGCCUCAAGCUCUUGAUCCGGCCGCCGUCGAAAGCUGCAACCAGUCGUUGGCCGAGGAGCAGUUUAGCUGUUCGAUCCGCAGUAUCCUCAGAUCCAAGCGCUUCCGAUGGGUACAGGAUGCAGAUGCUUCCAACAGCACGUGUCGCAUCAGGGGGGCCAGCUCGUCGGUGGUUCACUCGCAUCAGUUGUGGCGGUUUUGCCCCAACUACUUCGCUGCACCCCCUGGGGUGAAGCGGUUCAGGUGGUCGAACUACACGCUGGCAAGCCAACAGAAAAUCGUUUCACUUGUUGGUCUUUAG